AUGUCAUUCGCAGCAGCUCGUCCGCGGACCGCUCCCAUCACGUCGUUUGCCAUUACUCCAGACAGCGACCAGCCACAGGAAAUCAAGCAGUCUCCCGCAUACACCGAACAAUUGCGAAAUCUGGUCCAUUCUUCCACUGAGCUCCAGAAAAUAGGGUACAUCAUUUACCAGCUUUCGAGGCAGGAUCUGGAUCGCAAGAGGCGAUGCUUUCGAUGCGGUCGCCAUCUUCCUCAUUCCUUCAAAAACCUUAAGUGGCUGCCAAAGACGCCUUUUCAAGGAGGAAGUGGUGGACAAAGCGAAGAUCAGCAAUCGAAAAGAUUGAAACAGACGGCUAUGCCCUGCAAGUAUCACCCUGGAAGGGUCUAUCAAAGGAAAUGGACAUGUUGUAAUGGUGCACCCGGGGCGCCUCCAUGCCAGGGCCAGGAAGAUCACAAGCCAAGAAUUUACGGUGCCGGAGAGUUAGAGAAGGAGUGGCGAUACUAUGAAACUCCCUACGGUGAAUCGGAUGGCCAGAAAGCGGUAGCAGUCGUCAUUGACUGCGAAAUGGGCACAGCCUCGACGGGAGAGACUGAGUUGAUUCGCGUCUCCGCCGUCGACUACUUCUCUGGUGCUGUUCUUCUGGACAGCCUCGUGUAUCCGGAUGUUAAGAUGAUCCAUUACAACACGAGAUACUCUGGAAUUACUAGGCCGCAGAUGGAGAAUGCGCGGCGUGCGCGAACUUGCCUGUUUGGGCGUGCCAAGGCGCGAGAGGCUCUAUGGAAAUUCAUCGGUCCUAAUACAGUAGUCAUUGGACACGGCGCCAAUUCCGACUUCAGUUCUUUGCGCUGGAUUCAUCCAGUCAUCAUCGACACGUUCAUUGUCGAGAAGAACAACAGGCCGGUUGAGGAAGACAACAAGGAUAACAAGAAGGAUAACAAUAAAAGAGAGAGCGAGGGCAAAGAGGAUGGCAAGCAGGUGGAAGAGAGCCCAGAGGUUCCAAUCAGUGCCACAACAGCUAUAGAUGGCAAUGAAGACGGCCAAAACAACUCCAAAGAGAAAGUGAACCCCCCUAACCAGCCAAGGCAGAGGGGAGGGCUAUCGCUAAAGGCGCUCGCAAAAGAGAGGCUCGGACGAGACAUUCAACUGAGUCAUAAAGGGCAUGAUAGCGUGGAGGAUUCUAUUGCAGCAAGAGAUAUCUUGCACUGGAAUAUCCUCAAGCUUUUUGAGGAUGCAAUGCCAAAGAUAGAGAUCGCAUAG
Molecule: messenger RNA, 1236 nt
Organism: Trichoderma gamsii
Lineage: Eukaryota; Fungi; Ascomycota; Sordariomycetes; Hypocreales; Hypocreaceae
Exons: 3
Coding region: 1-1236 (411 amino acids)
Biological process (GO): ribosomal large subunit assembly; rRNA processing
Cellular component (GO): nucleus
Molecular function (GO): nucleic acid binding; exonuclease activity
Source: RefSeq, a predicted model, not a curated record